AUGCCUACUGUGGUGGUAAUGGACGUGUCUCUGUCCAUGACACGGCCAGUGUCACUGGAUGGCAGCGAAGAGUUUCAGAGAAAGAACCUGGCUGUGCACGGACUUAAUAUGUUGUUUGAACACAUGGCCUCAAACUACCGCUUGGAGUUCACGGCGCUGAUGGCCUUUUCUUCCCUGUGGGAGCUUCUAGUGCCUUUCACCAGAGAUUAUAAUGCAUUACAGGAGGCUCUGAGUAGCCUGGAAGAUUAUGACAAGACCUGUGUUGAAUCAGCUCUUCAUGGAGUUAGUAAUGUAGUACAGCAGGAGUGGGGUAGUGCCUGUCCCUGUCAGGUGGUGCUAGUUACUGAUGGAUCGCUCGGCAUUGGGAAGGGUUCUUUACGCCAUUCGCUCCAAACAUUGAAACAGCGUGGGGAUGACAAGAAAUUCCCUCUUCCUUUCCCUUUCCCUACCAAACUCUUCAUCAUGUGUAUUGCCAAUGCAGAGGAGUUACAGAUGACUGAUGCCAUGGACAACCUGGAGGAGCUACUUCGUCUUAGUGGAGAGGAUGGGCAGAUCUUUACUAUGGAGGGACCACUUUGCAUGAAGAGUGUGCAGACCAUGUUUGGGAAGCUGAUUGAUCUUGCAUACUCUCCCUUCCAUGCGGUUCUGCACUGUGGGAAUCUGUCCUCAGAUGUUCAGGUGUUUCCUCGACCCGAGCCUGUCAUAAUGGAUGAAGAGGUUGAGCCCAUGCCCCGAACUGUUAGUACAGAUUUGGAGAUUGUGGGCUUCAUUGAAAUAGCUGACAUUGCCAGUCCUCCUGUCAUAUCCAGACACUUGGUAUUACCUAUUGCUGUAAACAAAGAUGUGGAUGAAGUUGGCACAGGGGCCACAGAUGAGCUUGAGGAGGAACCUUCUGCCAGUCAGAUGGCAGGCAAAAGUCCCAAUUUUUGUGUACUUUUACAUGGAAGUCUGAAGGUUGAAGGCAUGGUGGCGCUGGUCCAACUGGGGGCAGAGUGGUUUGGCAUGUUGUACUCCCAGGCAGACAGCAAGAAGAAAUCAAACUUGAUGAUGUCUCUUUUUGAGCCUGGUCCUGAGCCUUUGCCCUGGCUGGGCAAGAUCUCACAUUUGGGACCAAUCUCAGAAGCGGCUGAUAAUCCCUAUGGAGAGGAUGACAGUAAAAGUCCAUUUCCUGUACAACCACCGGUUAAACGAAGCUAUGCCCAGAAUGUAACCGUAUGGAUUAAGGCCAGUGGACUGCAGACUGAUGUCCAGAAGAUCCUGAGGAAUGCAAGGAAAUUGCCAGAUAAAACUCAGACCUUCUAUAAGGAGCUGAACCGUCUGCGGAAGGCUGCUUUGGCUUUCGGUUUCUGGGAGCUCCUGAAGGGAGUGGCCGAUCUGCUGGAGAGAGAGUGCACCAUGUUGCCAGACUCAGCGCAUCCUGAUGCUGCUUUUCAGCUCUCCCACGCUGCACAGCAGCUUAAAUUGGCAAGCACUGGUGACUCUCAGUAUGCCGCUUUUGAUCACAAUAUUGCUCCCAUGCACACAGACUUCUCAAGCUGAGCUGCAUCUGAAUUUGUCUGCAAAUCACAGCUUCAGCCUGCGUGGACCAAUGUGGAGCAGCACUGUGUGUAUCCUGAAAAUUGUUUAAACAUUCACAAGAUUGCUUCAAGAAGUCAUUUGUGGGACUCAAUAAGAUGGUAAACUAAAGAAGUUACAAUGUUCAGGUGUAUUUUUUUUUUUUAACAUGUUCCUUUACAGUAACCUUUUGACACAAUGACCAGAUUUAAAAUGUAUUUUUAUUCAGUGUCAAAUAACGGCCACAUUUACAGGAAACUGGGUGAACUUUUAUUAAUGCUGGCAUUCAAAAUUCAAAUGGAAAUAAUAAAACCGCAGCCUGGAAAUAAAAAUUAGUUUAACAUU
Archocentrus centrarchus (flier cichlid) is the source of this 1899-nucleotide messenger RNA. RefSeq names its product integrator complex subunit 14 (gene ints14). Gene Ontology annotation, cellular component: integrator complex. The transcript has 11 exons. Bases 1 to 1539 code for a protein of 512 amino acids. Gene Ontology annotation, biological process: snRNA 3'-end processing. NCBI's taxonomy places the organism in Eukaryota, Metazoa, Chordata, Actinopteri, Cichliformes, Cichlidae. The record is from RefSeq and is a predicted model, not a curated record.